GUCUGAGCCGGUCUCCGGCGCAGGCCCAGUGCGGAUAAACAGGAAGCGGGUGGUAGAGGCAGUGGCAGAGAAAACGUAGGGGCUUUGGGGGAAACAGCGGAAGAGGUAGAUUAUCGGGAGGCCAACAGAGAUUGAGAACGCGAAAAAGAGUCUUAGCUACCUACGUUCCAGGGAACAGGAGGUCGCGGCGUCGCUCUCCGCUUAGGCUUCCUGCUGCCCAGGUUAGGCUGAAGCAGCAGCUGACAAAAGGCUUGUGCUGGGGCCGCCGCCCUUCUCAUCCGGGCAUUCGGGUCCCUGCGGAGAGGGAGGGGGAAGGGCAGAGGGGGAGGAGAAGGAGCAGGAGGGGCGCGCGCUUGGAGCCGAGGGCCUCUUCAGGGCUCCAGGCCGGCGGCCCAACGGACGGAGGCGGAGGAGGACCUGCAGAGGUGGCAGCGGCCGGGGGCAGGAGGAUGGUGCAGAAGGAGUGCCAGGCGGCGCUGGAGGAGCGGGAGAGCGAGCUCAACUCCAACACUGCAGCCUCCGCGGGGGCAUCGUUGGAGCCGCCGGCAGCUCCGGCCCCCGGAGACGACAACCCAACCGGGGCCGGGGGACCAGCGGUGGCCGCAGCUGCAGGAGGGGCUCGGAGGUUCCUGUGUGGCGUGGUGGAAGGAUUUUAUGGAAGACCAUGGGUUAUGGAACAGAGAAAAGAACUCUUUAGAAGGCUCCAGAAGUGGGAAUUAAAUACAUACUUGUAUGCCCCAAAAGAUGACUACAAACAUAGGAUGUUUUGGCGAGAGAUGUAUUCAGUGGAGGAAGCUGAGCAGCUUAUGACUCUCAUCUCUGCUGCACGGGAAUAUGAGAUAGAGUUCAUCUAUGCUAUCUCACCUGGAUUGGAUAUUACUUUUUCUAACCCCAAAGAAGUAUCUACAUUGAAACGCAAACUGGAUCAGGUUUCUCAGUUUGGGUGUAGGUCAUUUGCCUUGCUUUUUGAUGACAUUGACCAUAAUAUGUGUGCGGCAGACAAAGAGGUGUUCAGUUCUUUUGCUCAUGCCCAGGUCUCCAUCACAAAUGAAAUUUAUCAGUACCUAGGAGAGCCGGAAACUUUCCUCUUCUGUCCCACAGAGUAUUGUGGCACUUUCUGUUAUCCAAAUGUGUCUCAGUCCCCUUAUUUAAGGACUGUGGGUGAAAAACUUCUACCUGGAAUUGAGGUGCUUUGGACAGGUCCCAAAGUUGUUUCCAAAGAAAUUCCAGUAGAAUCCAUUGAAGAGGUUUCUAAGAUAAUUAAGAGAGCCCCAGUAAUCUGGGAUAACAUUCAUGCUAAUGAUUAUGAUCAGAAGAGACUGUUUCUGGGCCCAUACAAAGGAAGAUCCACAGAACUCAUCCCACGGUUAAAAGGAGUCCUGACUAAUCCAAAUUGUGAAUUUGAAGCUAACUAUGUUGCUAUCCACACCCUUGCCACCUGGUACAAAUCAAACAUGAAUGGAGUGAGAAAAGAUGUAGUGAUGACUGACAGUGAAGACAGUACUGUAUCGAUCCAGAUAAAGUUAGAAAAUGAAGGCAGUGAUGAAGAUAUUGAAACUGAUGUACUCUAUAGUCCACAGAUGGCUCUAAAGUUAGCGUUAACAGAAUGGUUGCAGGAGUUUGGCGUACCUCAUCAGUACAGCAGUAGACAAGUUGCACACAGUGGAGCUAAAGCAAGUGUAGUUGAUGGGACUCCCCUAGUUGCAACACCUUCUUUAAAUGCCACAACUGUAGUAACAACAGUUUACCAGGAGCCCAUUAUGAGCCAAGGAACAGCCUUGAGUGGUGAGCCUACAGUUCUGACCAAGGAAGAUGAAAAGAAACAACCAGAUGAGGAACCCAUGGACAUGGUAGUGGAAAAACAAGAAGAAACAGACCACAAGAAUGACAAUCAAAUCCUGACUGAAAUUGUUGAAGCUAAAAUGGCAGAGGAAUUGAAACCAAUGGACACUGAUAAAGAGAGCAUAGUUGAAUUAAAAUCCCCAGAGAUGUCUAUGCAGGAAGAUUGCAUUAGUGAUAUUGCACCUAUGCAGACUGAUGAACACACAAACAAGGAGCAGUUUGUGCCAGGUCCAAAUGAAAAGCCUUUGUAUGCUGCAGAACCAGUGACUCUGGAGGAUUUGCAGUUACUUGCUGACCUUUUCUACCUUCCUUAUGAGCAUGGACCCAAAGGAGCACAGAUGUUACGGGAAUUCCAGUGGCUUCGGGCAAAUAGCAGUGUUGUCAGUGUCAAUUGCAAAGGAAAAGACUCUGAAAAAAUUGAAGAAUGGAGGUCACGAGCAGCCAAGUUUGAAGAGAUGUGUGGACUAGUGAUGGGAAUGUUCACUCGGCUCUCCAAUUGUGCCAACAGGACAAUCCUUUAUGACAUGUACUCCUAUGUUUGGGAUAUCAAGAGUAUCAUGUCUAUGGUGAAGUCUUUUGUACAGUGGUUAGGGUGUCGUAGUCAUUCUUCAGCACAGUUCUUAAUUGGAGACCAAGAACCCUGGGCCUUUAGAGGUGGUCUAGCAGGAGAGUUCCAGCGUUUGCUGCCAAUUGAUGGGGCAAAUGAUCUCUUUUUUCAACCACCCCCACUGACUCCUACUUCCAAAGUUUAUACUAUCAGACCAUAUUUUCCUAAAGAUGAGGCUUCUGUGUACAAGAUUUGCAGAGAAAUGUAUGACGAUGGAGUGGGUUUACCUUUUCAAAGUCAGCCUGACCUUAUUGGAGACAAGUUAGUAGGAGGGCUGCUUUCCCUCAGCCUGGAUUACUGCUUUGUACUAGAAGAUGAAGAUGGCAUAUGUGGUUAUGCCCUGGGCACUGUAGAUGUGACCCCCUUCAUUAAGAAAUGUAAAAUUUCCUGGAUUCCCUUCAUGCAGGAGAAGUAUACCAAGCCAAAUGGUGACAAAGAACUCUCUGAGGCUGAGAAAAUAAUGUUGAGUUUCCAUGAAGAGCAGGAAGUACUGCCAGAAACUUUCCUUGCCAACUUCCCUUCUCUGAUAAAGAUGGAUAUUCACAAAAAAGUAACUGACCCAAGUGUAGCUAAAAGCAUGAUGGCUUGCCUCCUGUCUUCACUGAAGGCUAAUGGCUCCCGGGGGGCUUUCUGUGAAGUGAGACCAGAUGAUAAGAGAAUUCUGGAAUUUUACAGCAAGUUAGGCUGUUUUGAAAUUGCAAAAAUGGAAGGAUUUCCAAAGGAUGUGGUUAUACUUGGUCGGAGCCUGUGACAUUUGUUGGCAAUAUGAACUGUCCAAAAGUCUCAACUUCACCUGGUGGGUGGUGGUUGGGGUCUUCGUUCAUUUCAGCCUCUGGAGUGGCAACAAAUCAGCCGUUUGGGAUUGGAAACAAAGAAGACUGUGUAAAACUCACCUAUCACACUUGGAGAAUACUCACUGGUGUUAGAACAUAGUAUUGCUGCAAAUCCUGUAUGAGUCAGAGGUUUGGGCCUCCUUUUUAUGUUUUGUGUUAGAUGCCAAGACUUCUACACAUGUAAUCUACAUGGGAUUACAGGGUGAGGGUCUUGAAUAAAUGUAGUCAGCACUGUUUUCUGCA
Manis javanica (Malayan pangolin) is the source of this 3525-nucleotide messenger RNA. RefSeq names its product O-GlcNAcase (gene OGA). The record is from RefSeq and is a predicted model, not a curated record. Gene Ontology annotation, biological process: glycoprotein metabolic process. Lineage: Eukaryota; Metazoa; Chordata; Mammalia; Pholidota; Manidae. Gene Ontology annotation, molecular function: beta-N-acetylglucosaminidase activity.